Messenger RNA from Eruca vesicaria subsp. sativa (arugula), 909 nucleotides. Lineage: Eukaryota; Viridiplantae; Streptophyta; Magnoliopsida; Brassicales; Brassicaceae. The record is from the annotation of a GenBank genome assembly.
AUGUCUGAAAGGAGAACGCUAACAAAGUUUCUUUGCUGUGUCGAGUGGAGUGAUGUUCAGCGAAUGGGACAUGAGUCUUCUGGGACAUGGACGAAUGUAAGAACCCUGAGGGACGCAUUCCCUAUAUUUGAUGAGAUGACCAAAGCAGGCCAUCACCCAUCUUUCUUCACAUAUGGUAGUCUUCUCAAGGGGUUAUGCAAAGGUGGGCAUUUGAAAGAGGUAGAGAAGUUUCUGAGAAGCCUCCAUGAUGUCCCUGCAGCUGUUGAUACUGUAAUGUACAACACAGUACUCACUGCAAUGUGUAGAUCAGGGAGCUUGGACAAGGCUGUCUCUCUGUUUGGUGAGAUGGUGCAGCGAAACAUUCUGCCUGACAGUUAUACAUAUACCAGUCUUCUUUCUGGGUUGUGUAGGAAGGGCAAGACUGUUAUCGCCAUACUCUUUGUUAAGGAAGCUGAGGCUCGAGGUAAUUUACUUCCCAACGAGGUGAUGUAUACAUGUUUUGUGGAUAGUAUGUUUAAAGCUGGCCAGUGGGAAGCUGCUUUUCAUUUCCGGGAGCAGAUGGAGAAGCUUGGACUUACCCCUGAUACUGUCACAACAAACGUAAUGAUUGACGGUUACUCAAGGAUGGGGAAAAUAGAGAAAACUAAUCACAUGCUUUCUGAAAUGGAACCUAAUCUGACUACCUACAGUAUCCUUUGCAUGGGUAUUCAAAGAGGAAAGACAUUGGGAGAGAAACGUGCGAAGAUGACGGAAAUAUUGGAGAACAUAGUUUCGUGGUCAUGUGAAAAUCCAGAACCAUCGACGGGAAUACUACUUUUGGGACACUUGGAAGCCGCAGAUGAUGCUGACAUCACUGAGGUUACUGAACUUCAAGACUCAGAAAAAUUAUCACUUUGUGAUUGUGACUAG